Molecule: messenger RNA, 1860 nt
Organism: Nematolebias whitei (Rio pearlfish)
Lineage: Eukaryota; Metazoa; Chordata; Actinopteri; Cyprinodontiformes; Rivulidae
Gene: tmem108
Product: transmembrane protein 108
Exons: 7
Coding region: 1-1860 (619 amino acids)
Biological process (GO): retrograde axonal transport; postsynaptic density organization; dendrite extension
Cellular component (GO): axon; early endosome; endosome membrane
Source: RefSeq, a predicted model, not a curated record
AUGUCAGACAAUGCUGACAAGUUGCCACCGAUCUCUUACUAUACCUGUGUCCUAAUCCAACGGCUGCAUCCUUCGAAGGACCCGGCCUACGUCGACGGGAGGAAAUACGAACUUUACCGCCGCCUGCAGCAUGUUUUAUAUCUUCUGCUGAGUCAAUCAUAUCCAGGUGGAGCAUCCUGCAAGGUGGUCUUAGGAGUGUUUGGGACGCCUCGUUCUACUGUCUACCGCAUUGUCCAUCGUCAUACAGAAGAGGUGGUGGCCAUUCACCACCAGGUCAUCCACCUCCAUAAAAACCCAGAAGACCUGGAGGUGGUGUCCCUUGGGUUUGCAAGGCUGUCUGCCAUUAUGUCCAUCCAGAAUUUUCCUUACACCCGCAAUGCAUCUUUGGGUUUUCUGGCAUAUUUAGCACUUCCAGUGGGAUUGGUGUUGUCAGAGCAGGAGCUGUACCACAGCCAGACAUCCCAGGACUCUGUCUCCAUGGCAGCCAACCCCAGCAUCCUCCUUUAUUCUCCCAAACCUCCCUCAUCAAAAGUGCAUCAAGAAGAAUCCAGCAGUGGGGAAUGGCCACCCAAGGCCUCACAACCCUCAGACAUAAAUUUUCCCGAUGCUGCUCUCCUUCACACAAAACCCAUUCGUGACACAGUCACUGUCACCCCACACACUGAUAGCCAUGUGACUCAACCCCAAGAGCCCAGGUCUGGUAUUGUAAACCAAGGCCCCAUUCACAAAUUUGUCAGACCCCAAGUCCUGAACCCAGUUGGCACUAACCAGACCAGCAGCAGACCUAAAUUUUCCGGCACAGUUUUGCCAAAUGUGAAUGCAGAGUCUGCUGCUAGAGGGGCUCCAAACCCCCUGGCUGGAAUGACCAACUCUAAAUCAAACAAAGAGGAUGCAUUCGCUGCAGACCACAGAAAGCUGAGUGUGGGGGAACCCAACGACCGCAGGCAGCAGUAUCUUCCACAGCUGCAGCCCUCUUCACUGGCCGCUCGCUCCUCUUCUUCAGCUGAUUCUGCACGAGGCCUGAAACUCAGGGAGCAAGUUGUAGGAUCCCCAGAGCUGCCUGUGCACCACACCAUCGCUUUGAGGGAUGCUGGAAAUGAGGCUCCCACUGCUCAGUUGCUGGUAGAAUCAAAGGAGGGGCCCGUCACGCCAGUUUCCAGUCCAUUACAAAAUUUUACUUCCACUGCAUCCAACUCAGUCCUGUCCACUGAGCCAGGCCUCAAAACGGAUAAUUCAACAAUGAACCACACAGCUGCCACCACCGAGGAGGGUCCGGUUGUUCAAGGUAACACCACAGACAGCCCACUUUUGGGACACCAAGAGGGGAACACAACGGCUCCUGCAGGGCUGCUCCCCAACAGCAGCUCAGCUGACGAGUCGUCUGCUCAGGGGAACAGCUCAGAGACCCUCUCCACAGCCGGCGGGAACCUGCCCAACGUGCAGGUCCCAGCCACGACCAACGACCCCCAGCCAGCUGGGAACAGCUCGUGCUCCUCCGUCAGCUGCUUGCCAUCCCAAGGAGACAUCUGCUUGAAAAAGAUGGACAUCGUGUGGAUCGUGCUGGCCAUCAGUGUGCCUGUGUCCUGCAUCUCUGUGCUGUUGACCGUGCUCUGCAUGAGGAGGAAGAAGAAAUCGACGAGUCAGGAGAACAACCUCAGCUACUGGAACAACGCCAUCACCAUGGACUACUUCAGCAGGCACGCUGUGGAGCUUCCCCGAGAGAUUCACACUCUGGAGAGCGAGGAGCUUGAAACCUGUCUCCCCCCUAACGGAGACUACAGUGGCAGCAGCGUGGUCCUGGUCAAUCCGUUCUGCCAGGAGACCCUCUUCAUCAACAGAGACAAAGCCUCUGUCAUAUGA